ACACGAAUAAUUACUUAUAAAAAAGGGAGGCUUCAGAUAUCUUUAUUGCAUGAAUAAGUGAAUUUAUUGCAUGAAUAAAUACUUGUUCUAAAAAUUGUCUACAACAAAAUUACAAGGGCAUUAAAUUAUAUUAGCUGACUUCCGUAUUACAUUUGAAUUGUUCGUUGGGUAAUCAUCAGAUUAAAUCAAAGGAAACCCGCCUAAAUUGAAUAUGAAAUACUAAGUUAUUAUACUAAUAUAUUCGAAUGGCAGGAGCAAGUAGAAGUGCAAGCCUGGAAGAACAAUUUUCUACCAAAUGUAGUUUAAGAACAUCGAAAAGUGAAAACAAACCUCUGGAGUGUAUACCGCUGCUGUUGUCCGAAGUUCUGCGUUGUAAGGCAACAUCUUCACCCGCUGUUUAUGAGGCUUUUGAUGGUGCGUUGAUAUUUCGUACAAUGAUAUUGCAUGCACGUGUUGUUGGUAAAAUAAUGCUUGGCUGUAAAAACGGGCAAUAUAAAUUUGAAAUCGACGAUUGCACCUCAGUUCUGCCGCUAAUUUUUCGAAAAAAACAAGAAGAUAUUAACGAAAUUCAACGCUUGAAAAAUGAAGUGUCUGCAAGAAUAGCAGGCAAGCAAGGAAAAUAUAUUUUAGAUGCACUACAAAGAAUACUGGAUGCAACUGGCAAGCAGCUGGACCCAUCUCGUAUUUCCGUUGGCAAUAAAAUAUUUAUAUUUGGCAGGCCAAACUUAUUUCGAGAUCAAAUAAGUAUUUUUGGAUUUAGUUGGGAUUUGGAUGAAGGUUCUGAUAGAAGUAUGGAAUUAUCUUUUAAAGAUGAGCUUAUUGAGUGGUAUAUGAACAAAUACCAACACAAUCAACCAGCAAAAUAAAAAUCGUAAUUGUGUA
Messenger RNA from Anastrepha obliqua, 882 nucleotides. RefSeq lists its product as uncharacterized. The coding region runs from base 246 to 866 and encodes 206 amino acids. The record is from RefSeq and is a predicted model, not a curated record. NCBI's taxonomy places the organism in Eukaryota, Metazoa, Arthropoda, Insecta, Diptera, Tephritidae. The transcript has a single exon.